This is a messenger RNA of Gossypium arboreum, 765 nucleotides long. RefSeq lists its product as uncharacterized. The record is from RefSeq and is a predicted model, not a curated record. Gene Ontology annotation, molecular function: nucleic acid binding. The coding region runs from base 1 to 765 and encodes 254 amino acids. NCBI's taxonomy places the organism in Eukaryota, Viridiplantae, Streptophyta, Magnoliopsida, Malvales, Malvaceae. Gene Ontology annotation, biological process: DNA integration. The transcript is spliced from 4 exons.
AUGGACUUCAUUAGUGGGUUGCCUAUAACACUCACUAAAAAGGAUUCUAUGUGGGUCGUCAUGGAUCAAUUGACCAAUUCUGGACAUUUCAUUCCUAUUAGGACGGACUUCUCCUUGCAAAAGCUGGCUAAGCUCUACAUUUCCGAGAUAGUGAGGUUGCAUGGGGUUCCUAUUUCGAUCAUCUCCGAUAGGGAUCCUCGUUUUACGUCUCAGUUUUGGCAGAAACUUCAUGAAGCUUUGGGUUCUCAUCUCGAUUUCAGUACUACCUUUCAUCCUCAGACAGAUGGUGAGCGACGAAUUCUAUGUCCGGAGUUAGUAUUAGAGACUAAGGAUAAGGUCCACGUGAUUUCUGAUCGACUGAAAGUGAAUUCUGAUAGACAAAAGUCCUAUGUGGAUUUGAAAAGGAAGGACAUCGAGUAUUUUGUGGGAGACAUGAUUCUGAAGCGAGUGGGACUAGUCACAUAUCAGUUGGAGCGUCCUCCAGAGUUGGAUCGUAUACAUGACAUAUUUCACAUGUCAAUGUUGAGACGCUAUCCCUCCGAUCCUACUCACAUUGUGCCUGUGGAGGAGAUUGAGGUUAGACCGGAUCUGACUUUUGAGGAGAAGCCAGUUCAGAUUUUAGAUUGCGACAUUAAGAUUCUGUGUAGGAAAUCUAUUCCCUUGGUGAAGUGGUUAGGUGGCAAUGGAUUACGCUUAGGGUCUGGAGUUCGAUUCCUUGUAGUGGCAAUGGGAUUAUUUUUACUGCAAGUUUUGGCUAAGAGUUAG